Fusarium coffeatum is the source of this 3453-nucleotide messenger RNA. RefSeq lists its product as uncharacterized. The record is from RefSeq and is a predicted model, not a curated record. Lineage: Eukaryota; Fungi; Ascomycota; Sordariomycetes; Hypocreales; Nectriaceae. Gene Ontology annotation, biological process: DNA-templated transcription; regulation of transcription by RNA polymerase II. Bases 1 to 3453 code for a protein of 1150 amino acids. The transcript has 2 exons. Gene Ontology annotation, cellular component: chromatin. Gene Ontology annotation, molecular function: zinc ion binding; DNA-binding transcription factor activity, RNA polymerase II-specific; RNA polymerase II cis-regulatory region sequence-specific DNA binding.
AUGUCCGCUACCGCUCCUACAAAUGCCGCCGCUGGCACCGCACCCUCCACCACCGACGACUCUGCCUCAACCAUCACUGUCAACACAAAGACGCCCAACUUCCCUCCCCCAAAGACGGACAAGCCUCGUCCUCACGUUUGCAGCACCUGCUCCCGUUCGUUCGCCCGAUUGGAACAUCUCAAGCGACACGAACGCUCUCACACAAAGGAGAAGCCUUUUGAGUGCCCCGAGUGUUCAAGAUGCUUUGCUCGCCGUGACCUGUUGCUGCGUCACCAGCAGAAGCUGCACCAGACUUCGACACCGGCUUCCCGUCCUCGUAAUCGUCGUGAGUCCACAACCGGCGUUGCUCCUGGCCAGAGCCGUGCUCGCAAAAACAGCGUCGCUGGCAAUGUAGCAGCAGUUGCCGCUGGCGCAGCAGCUCCAGCUUCAAAUGCCGCAUCCAACACAAUGCGGCCCCGAGCCAACACCAUUAGUCAUAUUGAUGUUUCGGCUUUACAGAUGAACUCUGCUAAUGCUGCUGUGGCUCGCGGUGCGCCUCACGGCCACACUCACAGUAGACAUCCCAGUCUUGCCGGUUUGCCGAUUCACAAUAUGGAUCAUUUCUAUGGUGGCAUGUCCGCUGCUAUGGGCCAGCGUUCGAUGCAACCUGGCCUCCCUAAGCUUGAUGCUGGAGCUUUCAAUAGCCUGGAUUUUGUUAACCCUCUCAGGACGGCGCCUUCAUUGUCCGCCUACAGCACCGAGUUCGAAUUUGACAACAUGCUCUUCGGUGGAACGACAGUCAACCCCAACAACCUCCAUUACAAUGAUUCACCGCAGGCGAUGAAUUUGGAACAGGCUUCGCCUUUCGGAAACGGGAUCGAUGGGAUGCACACAGGUCAAAACUUUGACGAUAGCAUUGACUGGUUGACUGGUUUUGAGCACCAGAUGUCAUUCGCGAACGAGAAUGUGAUUGAUGGAUCUAGUCCGUCCGCAAUCAGCACGACUAGUCAGAGUGGGAUUAGCGAUGUUAUGUUGGAUGGGUCGAAUCAUCCCGCACCGGCUGGGACAAGUGCUAUGUGGCAACAACCUGUGAUGCCGCCUCCACAGAUGCCUACGAACCCCUUUGCGAUGGAUCUUAAUGGUUCAGUCUUUCCGGAUCUCCUCAACGGAGCACCGUUAUCACCUCAGCCAGCUACUCAAAAGAUCAAUGACCCUUACUUCUCUACGCCUCCACCCUCGCUGAGCUCGUUGAGUCCCUCUGUCGUGACGGGGCUCAACACCCAGAACAUUAACCAGACCCUUGGCUUUAACGCCGGCCCGGAGACGCCAUCCUCCCUAAAUGGCGGCAACCACGGUGCUUCGCCCGUGACCACCAUUACAGAUGCCACCCGGCAUGCCAUCGUGAACAUCCUGUCCCAGUGCCUGCCCUUUGGGGGUCGUAAAUAUUCCUUUACUUCUCAAGGCUCACCUCAAUCUCCUCUCUCCCAGACUGCCGGCAAUGCCGCCUCUCCUCAAGCAGCCAAUUUGCCCAGUACUCAGGACCUCCAGCGAUAUGUCGGUGCCUAUCUAGCUUAUUUCCACCCUCAUCUGCCUUUCCUGCAUCUUCCAACAUUGUCCUUCGAUAUGCCUCUUUCCAAUAGUCGUCCAGGUGUAGGUGGUAGUGGUUGCCUUAUCUUGUCCAUGGCCGCCAUCGGUGCGCUCUACGAGAUGGAAGUCACCAUAUCUCGAGAGCUGUUCGAAAUGGCCAAGAAAAUGAUUUUCUUCUAUCUUGAAGAACGUCGAAAAGCAGAUGUUCGAAAAGCAGACAUUCGUCGAAGUACCCCAACUGAUCAUAGCAACGACGGUGGAGUCCAUACUCCAGUAUGGCUUGUUCAGGCGAUGCUUCUGAACGUCGUCUAUGGUCAUAACUGCGGCGACAAGACUGCCAGUGAUAUUGCUUCAACCCACUGCGCUGCUCUGGUCAGUCUAGCUCAAGCAGCUGAUCUCCUUCGGCCCGGUCGUUCCAACGCCUCUGACAGUCAAGAUAUUCAGAUGGCUGAAGAUGGGAGCUGGAAUCCCAACAAGGAACCCGACCAAACGGAGUGGUUGCGAUGGAAGUCAGGAGAAGAGCGGAAACGAACCCUAUACGCAGUCUUUAUACUCUCCAGCCUUCUGGUUUCUGCGUACAACCAUACACCUGCGUUAACUAACUCGGAAAUCUUCCUGGAUCUUCCGUGCGACGAGGAGUUUUUCUCGGCCGAAUCGAGCGCUGUAUUCCACGCCAGAGGUGGAGCAGAUGCCGCGGACCACAAUAGAAUGACUUUCCACGAGGCUUUGGGCGACCUUCUUCACGCCAACGAUAAGACACAUCAAUUCUCCGCGAACGGCCAAUUCGAUCCCUCGACAGAUGGUAGAGAUCUGAUGGCAUCGCCACUUCGCACUAGUACGUUUGGCUCACUGGUCCUCAUCAACGCACUUCACAACUAUAUCUGGGAGACACGACAGAGACACCACAACAAAGUUUGGACAAACGAAGAGACGGAGAAAAUGCAUAGACAUAUCGAGCCUGCUCUCAAGGCAUGGCAGGCAGCUUGGGCAAGCAACCCUCAUCACAGUGUUGAGCGCCCAAAUCCCUUUGGUCAAGGCCCCCUGUCAGCCGAUGCAAUUCCUCUGCUCGAUUUGGCGUACAUUCGGCUCUUUGUGAACCUUGGACGCUCAAAGGAGAAGUUCUGGCAGCGAGAUUGGGACGGUAUGGCCGAGGAACUUUCUCGUGGCAAUGAGAUCAUUCAGCAUGCAGAGCAAUCACCAAUCUCAAACUCUGAAUCUGGCAGCACCGAGCCUUCAGACAACUCCAACAGCUCCGGAUUCGCAGAAUCACCUGCAACUCAGACGUCAUCAAUGGACUUUUCAAACACCAAGUAUCCUCUUCAGCCAGGAUCCUCCAACGUUUCGGGCAACGCCACUUCUCGUCGGGAGAAGCAUUUGCGAAAGGCUGCCUUCUAUGCUGCGGAUUCGCUCGCCAUGUCAGAUAAACUCGGUGUCACCUUUGCCGACUUUACAAGCAGGGAGCUUCCACUCCAAUCCGCCCUCUGCGCCUUCGAUUGUGCUCAGGUUCUUGCGGAAUGGAUCGCUACGCUACAGGACCGGGUUGGCUGCUACCUGGGUAUUCUCGGUAAGGAUACAGUCGACCUUACUGAAGUUCACGCGAUCAUGCUCUUGGAGGAGGAAGAUGUUAAGCUGCUUGGUAAGGUCCAGGAGGUUUUGUCCUCGGCAGAGAUCAAGAUGAAUAUGCUGGGUGGACAAGAAGUCACCGCGGACAUGGAUGGUCACAAUGGCUACGCUGCGAAGCUGCUUCGAAUUACUGCUCUGAUGCUAGACAAGGCAGCAGUUUGGCCCGUGACACGUCUCAAGGCUCGCUGCCUGGAAGCUCACGCAAACUUCAUGCGAACUCGUGCUGAAAGGUCCAUCAUUCCUCAACACGAGUCACGAGUGUAA